Messenger RNA from Ogataea philodendri, 630 nucleotides. RefSeq lists its product as uncharacterized. The record is from RefSeq and is a predicted model, not a curated record. The coding region runs from base 1 to 630 and encodes 209 amino acids. Lineage: Eukaryota; Fungi; Ascomycota; Pichiomycetes; Pichiales; Pichiaceae. The transcript has a single exon.
AUGUCUGCCAGUGGCACAGCAGGUUUUUCGUCGUCGGAGUCGGAGUCCUCUGAGGCUGAAGACUCUGCUGACUCUGCUGACUCAGAGUCUGAUAAGGAGUCCAAGGACGCAUCUGAAUCGUCGCCGCUGAACCCAGUCCAUUCUUCCUCGUCUUCCUCGUCUUCCUCGUCGUCGUUUCCCUGCUCGCCUUCCUGCCAGAUCGUCAGUUUGUCCAUUCCACCACUGAUGAGUCGGUACUCGUUGUCAAUAUCCAAAAACGACACCUCGUCCGUUUCGCUGUGUAUUCUGCGCUCAACAACCUUGCCCAGACGGCUGUUCACCUUCGCGACCGUCCCGUCGAACGAUCCGGCCCAGAAAAAGUCGCCGUCUGUGUCCAAAGCAGAUAUCACCGACUCGACAGGCUCUCUGUUUAUGCGGAUUCUGGAGAUCUGGUCUGCGAACUUGUUCAUCUCUGGCUUCCAGACAGUGACCACUCCCUCGCUCAUACCACAAAGCAUCGUGUUUGGGUUUGUUGGGUCGAGCCACCCAGAAGAGAGCAGCUCAUCUUCCUGGUCGUCGCUCUGUUGCAACGGCUGUUCUUUACGGAUAUCCACGUGUGCGAGGGUUGUGGAGCCGGUGGAUACGAACUGA